Spodoptera frugiperda (fall armyworm) is the source of this 1257-nucleotide messenger RNA. Its product is annotated as odorant receptor 94a-like. Gene Ontology annotation, biological process: sensory perception of smell; detection of chemical stimulus involved in sensory perception of smell. Gene Ontology annotation, cellular component: plasma membrane. Gene Ontology annotation, molecular function: odorant binding; olfactory receptor activity. NCBI's taxonomy places the organism in Eukaryota, Metazoa, Arthropoda, Insecta, Lepidoptera, Noctuidae. The transcript is spliced from 8 exons. Bases 46 to 1257 code for a protein of 403 amino acids. The record is from RefSeq and is a predicted model, not a curated record.
CAUUGAACGUCUAUCGUAUCAUACAAUUACAUUAAAAAAAUAAUUAUGUCUGAACAAAAAAUAACUCCAUUCGAAUCAUUUUCUGAAGUUUACAAAGUCUUAAUAUGGGUUGGAUACUUUAAGUUUUUGAAAAAACCAAGGAACAGGUGCUUGUGGAUAUGUCACCAGAUUUACAGACCUUUGGCGUUCAUACUGGUUCUUUGGUAUAACGCUGUGCAUCUGAUCUUCAUUGUACAGGGGUUUCACGAUCAUUUGGACGACGUAUUCGAGAGUGCGAGGAUUGAGAUUAUACAAGUGAACUUAGUGGUGAAACUCAUUACCCUGUACGUGUACACGUCGAGGAUUGAAAAAAUCAAUAAGUUGAUAGAUGAACCCAUAUUCGCAGCAUAUACAAAGAAAGAUGAAGAGAUGCUUUUACAAACGACAAGAAAUAUGCAUCGUCUAGUCAGGUACAUAAAGAUCAGUGUGUCUCUGGCUGGAGUGUUCUGGCCAGGGUCUCUGUUCGCCAAGAGGUACCAGGAUCCAAAGGCAGUGGUAUAUAUUUACACUCCUUUUGACACCGAGUCUUGGACUGGCUACUCACUUUCCGUACUGAUGGAAGUAGCACCUAUAAUAUGGAUUGGGCUCGGACACUUGGCAAUCGACUGCCUCGUAGCAACGUAUUAUGCACAGGCGGAAGUCCAAUUGAAGAUCAUCAAGUACAAUUUGGAGCAUUUGUUCGAUACCGACGCUGCAACAGAGAGGGCACAAGAUGAACGAUUUACUGUGUAUAGGGAUGAGAUGGAUAGAAACGUUAGAAGGCGCUUCGUGCAUUAUAUUCAGAGAUAUGAAACUGUGGCCCGGUACACAAAAGAAGUAACUGACGUUUUCAACUAUGCGAUGGCAUUUGAAUUGUUCACUUCGUCAGCAUUGCUUUGUUUGGUCGCAUUCGUGAUGAGUUUCACUCCAGUGGUAUCGAUAGCGUUUGUUUUCUCUAUGGUGAUGCUCGUUGUAUUGUUGAUGCGGGUAUUCGUUUAUUGCUAUGUUGGUAACAUGGUGCAACAUCAAAGUGAAACUGUAGCGACAUCAGUGUACCUGAGUAGCUGGAUGUCAGCGUCUCCACCGCUCCGUCGCGACCUCCUCGUUGGCAUGCUGCGCUGGUCCAAGGACUUGACUCCCAUAGUCUUUGGGAUCGUUCCUCUGUCGCUUACCACUUACGUUUCGCUUCUUAGAUCAGCCUACAGUUUGUUCGCGGUUCUCAGUACGAUGAAUAAUUGA